CAGCUCCAAACAGACCCCGCCUCCUCCUCAGUCACUGCAGAGUCCUAGACCUGCUUCUUUUACGUUCCCAUAACCUGCCAGUGCCUGAAAGGAGAAGACAUGGGGGCUCUUCCACCAGAGGCAAAAGGACCCUGGGUCCAACUCCAAACAUUUCUGACCUCCUGGCUGGUCAGAGAGCAAGACUGGGAUCAGCAGGUGGACGAGGCCCAUAUGCUGCAGCAGAAGAGGAUUCGAGAGUCUCCACUGCUUCAGGCAGCCAAGGAAAAUGACCUGUGUGUCCUGAAGAAUCUUCUUCUGGACCGAGCCUGUGACUUUCGACAAAGAGGAGCUCUGGGGGAAACAGCGCUACAUAUAGCAGCCCUCUAUGACAAUCUGGAAGCUGCCAUGGUGCUGAUGGAGGCUUCCCCAGAGUUAGUCAAGGAACCCGUCAUGUGUGAGCCAUUUGUAGGUCAGACUGCACUGCAUAUAGCCGUCAUGAACCAGAACGUGAACUUGGUGAGAGCCCUGCUUGCCCACGGGGCCAGUGUCUCUGCCAGGGCUACAGGCACAGCUUUCCACCACAGCCCCCACAACCUCAUCUACUUUGGGGAGCACCCGUUGUCCUUUGCUGCCUGUGUGGGCAGUGAGGAGAUUGUGCGACUGCUCAUUGAGCAUGGAGCUGACAUCCGGGCCCAGGACUCCCUGGGAAACACAGUGUUGCACAUCCUCGUCCUCCAGCCCAACAAAACAUUUGCCUGCCAGAUGUACAACCUGCUGCUGUCCUACGAUGGGCAUGGGGACCACCUGCAGUCCCUGGACCUCGUGCCCAAUCACCAGGGCCUCACCCCAUUCAAGCUGGCUGGAGUGGAAGGCAACACUGUGAUGUUCCAGCACCUGAUGCAGAAGCGGAAGCAUAUCCAAUGGACAUAUGGGCCACUGACCUCCACUCUCUAUGACCUCACGGAGAUCGACUCCUGGGGAGAGGAGGUGUCCUUUCUAGAGCUUGUGGUCUCCUCCAAGAAGCGGGAGGCUCGCCAGAUCCUGGAACAGACCCCAGUGAGGCAGCUGGUGAGCUUCAAGUGGAAGAAAUAUGGGCGGCGGUACUUCUGCAUGCUAGGUGCCUUGUAUGUACUCUACAUGAUCUGCUUCACCAUGUGCUGCAUCCAUCGCCCUCUCAAGUUCCGUAGUGACAACCGCACAAACCCCCGAGAUAACACUAUCCUCCAACAGAAACUACUACAGGAGGCCUAUGAGACUCAACAGGAUAAAAUUCGGCUGAUAGGGGAGCUGGUGACCAUCGUCGGGGCAGUGAUCAUCCUGCUCCUGGAGAUCCCGGACAUCUUCAGGGUUGGUGCCUCUCGCUAUUUUGGACAGACUGUCCUUGGGGGGCCAUUCCAUGUCAUCAUCAUCACCUAUGCCUCCCUGGUGCUAGUGACCAUGGCGAUGCGGCUUUGCAACAUUAAUGGGGAGGUGGUGCCCAUGUCCAUCGCCCUGGUGCUGGGCUGGUGCAGUAUUAUGUACUUUGCUCGAGGAUUCCAGAUGCUGGGUCCCUUCACCAUCAUGAUCCAGAAGAUGAUUUUUGGAGACCUAAUGCGUUUCUGCUGGCUGAUGGCUGUGGUUAUUGUGGGAUUUGCCUCAGCGUUCUUUGUCAUUUUCCAGACAGAAGACCCAAACAAUCUGGGGCAUUUCUAUGACUACCCCAUGGCACUGUUCAGCACCUUUGAACUUUUCCUCACCAUCAUUGAUGGGCCUGCCAACUACGACGUGAACUUGCCCUUCAUGUUUAGCAUUGUCUACUUUGCCUUCGCCAUCAUCGCCACACUACUGAUGCUGAACCUGUUCAUUGCCAUGAUGGGUGACACACACUGGCGGGUGGCUCAUGAGCGGGAUGAGCUCUGGAGAGCCCAGGUCGUGGCCACCACAGUGAUGCUGGAGCGGAAGCUGCCUCGCUUCCUGUGGCCUCGCUCUGGGAUUUGUGGGUGCAAGUACGGGCUUGGGGACCGCUGGUUCCUGCGAGUUGAGAACCACCAUGAUCAAAAUCCUUUGCGAGUGCUUCGCUAUGUGGAAGCUUUCAAGAGCUCAGACAAGGAGGAUGGACAAGAGAACCUUUCUGAGAAACAGCCCUCUGUGGUUGAAAGUGGGACCCAAGCCAGAGCCUGCCUGUUUCUCCCAACUCCCUCCCUGUCCCGGAAUACAUCCCGCAGCAGCAGCAGUCACCGGGGCUGGGAGCUCCUUCGUCGUAACACCCUUGGACACUUGAACCUUGGACUGGACCUUGGAGAGGAGGAUGAAGAGGAAAAUGUCUAUCAUUUAUGAUUAGGAUCCCUAUUAUUUUUCACCUGACUCCAGGGGGACCUUGGGUG
Messenger RNA from Diceros bicornis minor, 2342 nucleotides. RefSeq names its product transient receptor potential cation channel subfamily V member 5 (gene TRPV5). The record is from RefSeq and is a predicted model, not a curated record. The transcript has 15 exons. Gene Ontology annotation, molecular function: protein binding; calcium channel activity. NCBI's taxonomy places the organism in Eukaryota, Metazoa, Chordata, Mammalia, Perissodactyla, Rhinocerotidae. The coding region runs from base 100 to 2295 and encodes 731 amino acids. Gene Ontology annotation, biological process: calcium ion import across plasma membrane. Gene Ontology annotation, cellular component: membrane.